AUGGAUUAUCGAAAAACGAUGAUGGAAAAAUUCCAAAAAAUGAGAUUACGUCAAAAAGAGAUACGCAGUGCAGCGGUGAAUAAAAAGGAACCUGCACCAGAUAAGACAAAAAGUAAACGAGAAAGGCGAAAAGCAAAAGGUAAUGAUGAGAAGUCAAGUAGAGCUGAGAAAAAUGAUUUUUUUAACACAUUUUCGUUGAGAAGUAAACGAGAACGAAAGAGGAAGAAAAAAGAAAAAUUAAACGAAAGUAAAAGUAAACGAGAAAAAAAGAAAAAUACGGAAGAAAAAUCGAUAAGAGCUAGGAAAAAAAAAUUAAGGGAACUUCCGGUUACUGAUGAACAAAAAGAGAAUUAUUCAAAUUUUUUAUUGGAAAUGUUUGAGCUUGGUGUGGAUGGAAUUGUGAAGCAAUAUCAAGCUGAUCUAAAAACGUACAUUCCACCAGAUAUGUCACAUACAGCAUUCGAUAAAAAUAUGAAAAAAAAUCGUUAUAAGGAUGUGAUAUGCAUUGAUAAGACACGUGUUGUAUUGCAGGAGGGAGAAUCUGACUAUAUUCACGCAAACCACGUUAAAGGUGAUCCAUUCCUGAACUCAUUCAUUUGUACUCAGGGACCAAUGAAAAUAACAGUAAACGAUUUCUGGAUUAUGAUAAUGCAAGAAAAAGUAAGCAAUAUUAUUAUGCUCUGCAAUAUUCUUGAAGCUGGCAAAAACAAAUGCUUUCAAUACUGGCCACAAGAUGUUGGCUCAUCGCUUACAUUUGGAGAUAUACAAGUAUCAUGUUCUGAGGUUAAUGAUAAUAAGGAUACAACCUUUAUAAUAUCAACUUUACAAGCUGAAAAUAAAAAUAUUCGAUUAACUAUCAAACACAUACGGUGGAAAGAAUGGCCUGAUAAAGGUGUACCAACAAGUGUAUUGGCUCCAUUUCGGAUAUUAAGAAUUGUACGACAGUCGCUGCAUCGUACUACGGUUGUUCAUUGCUCAGCAGGUAUUGGUCGUACCGGCUGCAUAGUUGCUAUCGAAAUGGGUUUACAACAAAUUCUAUCCGGAAAACCGUUGUUUCUUAUUGAUAUGGUUAAAAAAUUAAGAUCGAUGCGUAUGAGUGCUAUUCAAACUGAUGAACAACUUGUAUAUGUGGUACGAUGUUUGGUUGCAUAUGCAGAUGCAUGUGGAUUAUUCAAUUCGAAACCUGAAUUACAAGAGAAAGCUGAAAAAUUCUCCGAUGAAUAUACUGCUAUGCUAGCAGCUAAAAAAGCUGCAAGAGAACAGAAAAUUACAGCACAACCGGAAACUGAACGAACUGAUGAUCAGGCAGCAAUAAUGAAAGUAGAAGAGAAGAAAGAAGAACCAUCACAAAAAUCAAAACAAUCAGUACAGGAAGUUAUAGAACGUGCAGCAGUGUUAAGAUUAGAACCACCAAAAAUUGAACAAAAGCAGCCACAACCGUUGCAGAUAUUUGCGAAUGAGAAGCAAUCAUCGAAAGUUGAACAAGCGCCUUCUGCUGUUCCGGUUCAACAGAUCGAGAAAUCAACUCAACCGAUACCAGCACCUCUUGCUGAUAUAGUUCAAGGACAGUUGAAACAAGUCCAGCUAAUACCAACUGCUCCUGCUGUCCCAACUCAUCAAUCACAGAAGCAAAUUCAACCGGUACCAAAAGGUCCUGUUGUCCCGAUUCAGCAACCGCACAAACAAAUCCAACCGGUAUCAAUAACUCCUGCUGCUCCCGUUCAGCAACCACAGAAGCAACUUCAACAGAUACCAAUAGCUGCUGCUGUCCUAACUCAGCAAACGCAGAAGCAAAUUCAACCGGUACCAAAAGGUCCUGUUGUCCGGAUUCAGCAACCGCACAAACAAAUUCAACCGGUAUCAACAACUCCUGCUGUCCCAAUUCAGCAACCACAGAAACAAAUCCAACCAGUACAAACAGCUCCUACUCCUACUGUUCCAAUACUGCAACCGCAGAAGCCAGUCCACUCGGCACCGAGAGUUCUCGUUGUCUCAACUGAGCAAUCUCAGAAACAAAUUCAACCGGUACCAACAGCUCCUGUUGUUCCAACUCAGCAACCACAGAAACAAGUUCAACCGGUACAAACAGCUCCUACUCCUACUGUUCCAACACUGCAACCGCAGAAGCCAACCCAAUCUGUCCCAACUGAGCAAUCUCAGAAACAAAUUCAACCAACAACUCCUGCUGUUUCAACUCGGCAACCGCAGAAACAACUACCAGUAAUCGCAAAGUCGAAGUCAACACAAAAUCCAGCACUGAAACCGACUCAAAUACCAUCCUUGUCAACAACACAGAGUAAAACAUCGAAUUAUGAGCCAAGCAAUAGAAAAAGGUAA
This is a messenger RNA of Brugia malayi, 2337 nucleotides long. RefSeq lists its product as uncharacterized. Gene Ontology annotation, biological process: protein dephosphorylation. NCBI's taxonomy places the organism in Eukaryota, Metazoa, Nematoda, Chromadorea, Rhabditida, Onchocercidae. The transcript has 12 exons. The record is from RefSeq and is a predicted model, not a curated record. The coding region runs from base 1 to 2337 and encodes 778 amino acids. Gene Ontology annotation, molecular function: protein tyrosine phosphatase activity.